GCCGACCUGGAAAUGAACUCAAGUUUAAAAACACAGCUUCGAGAACUCACAAUUACUGGAGCUAAGCAGAUUGAAGUUGGAGAUAAGAAGUGCAUCGCAAUCUUCGUGCCUGUGCCAUUGUUGCGUGCCUUUCAACGUGUACAACAGCGCCUGGUGCGUGAGCUGGAAAAGAAAUUUAGUGGCAAACAUGUUGUAGUGAUUGCACAGCGCCGCAUCAUACCUAAGCCAUCUCGUAAGCUGAAGAACCCACCCAAGCAAAGGAGACCCAGGAGCCGUACCUUGACUUGCGUACAUGAUGCAAUUCUGGAGGAUCUUGUUUUUCCUGCUGAGAUUGUGGGCAAGAGGAUCAGAGUUAGACUUGAUGGCUCUCGGCUCAUGAAGGUUCACCUUGACAAGGCACAGCAAACAAACAUUGAACAUAAGGUUGAAACAUUUGCUGCUGUCUACAAGAAGCUAACUGGAAAGGAGUGAACUUUU
This is a messenger RNA of Cherax quadricarinatus, 477 nucleotides long. The record is from RefSeq and is a predicted model, not a curated record. Lineage: Eukaryota; Metazoa; Arthropoda; Malacostraca; Decapoda; Parastacidae.